GUCACCAGUGUUACGUCACAUCUGCUCGGCGCUUGUUUAACGUGGCGAUAUAUAUAAGUAAGCAAUCCUGUAUGUCCAUAAUCGUUAGGUAGAAUGCGCCUGAGAAGGAAGCAAUGGCCAUACCAGAAUAGAGGGAGAGAAUAUUCAUUAUGCAACUAAUUUAACAAAACUAUGUUAUUCUGGUUGCGGACGUCGUAUUUUCUUGUUUCUUAUAUUCUUAUUCUGGUUAAUGUUGCUUUUUUGCCUAUGGGAUGUAGGUUAUUCUAUCUCAUUUGAUUUUUUGAAAUUUAUUAGUAGAGUAGUACAUACUUAGUACACCACGUGUGUUUUUAUUGAGAUUUUUUGAAUAUACAAUGUCUUUAGAGGAAGAUUGUCCACCACUAGUUGAUUCCUGCUCGGGGGACCUCAACACUUGCGAAGAUGACUCUGAUGGAUGGGAUGAAAUGGAAGUGAGUGGAGAACAGACUACUUGUCUGUUUUGCACUUUGCAGUUUCAUACUAUAGCUGUUGCACUAGAUCAUUGUCGAUCAGAGCAUAACUUUGAUCUACUCUCAUUGAAGAACAAAUACAAUAUGGACUGUUACUCUUAUAUCAAAAUGAUUAAUUACAUACGGUUGCAAAAACCUGACCCCAAAAUUUUAACCGAAUCAUCUGUUGCUUUGUGGGAUGACGAAGCGUAUUUGAAACCAGGAGAGAUGGAAACUUGGUUAAUGUAUGAUUUUGAUGAUCUAGGAAGUGCACCCUCUACUCCUCACUAUGCAAUAGAUGGAAAAACUCCUAUUAGCAAUAUCAACUUCUCAGAUUUACAAAGGCAGAUUCAAGAACUCACUAUGCAGGUCAAACAUAAAGAUAUGUUGCUUGAAAAUUAUUCCAAAGAUAUGGAGAAAAUGAAAGAAGUUACUAGGGUAAUAGUAGAAUCUGGUGAUGUGAUGAACAGAAGGAUUCCACAUAAUGUUGCUUCAGCGGGCUGUGACAGCAGCGAUUACUUCAACUCCUAUUCUCAUUUUGCGAUUCAUCAUGACAUGUUGAAUGAUAAAGUUCGAACAGAAAGUUACCGGAAUGCAAUAUUGACUAAUAAAAAUUUAUUUCUUGGGAAAUCAGUGUUGGAUGUUGGAUGUGGCACAGGAAUUUUGUCAAUGUUUUCAGCUAAGGCAGGUGCUGAAAGAGUUUAUGGAGUGGAUCAAUCUGAAGUGUUAUAUAAAGCAAUGGACAUUGUCAGAGAGAACAAUUUGCAAGACAAAAUUCAUCUGAUAAAAGGGCAGCUGGAACGAAUAGAACUUCCUGUAGAGAAAGUAGAUAUAAUUGUGUCUGAAUGGAUGGGCUAUUUUUUACUCUUUGAGGGUAUGCUUGAUAGUUUUAUUUAUGCUAGAGAUGCUUUUUUGAAACCAGGAGGUCUUAUUUUACCCAACAGAUGUAACAUUACCAUAAUAGGGGUAUGUGAUGAAGACAAAUACAAUAAGAUAAUCCAUUUUUGGGACGACGUUUAUGGUUUCUCAAUGAAAUGUAUGAAAAAAGAAGUGCUUAAAGAAGCUUUCAUCGAAACAAUACCCCCAGAAAAAGUACUCACAAAUCCCGUUGUCUUGACAGAAAUCGACCUGAAAACAUGUAAUGUGAAUGCUUGUAUAUUCAGUUCCAAAUUCACGUUCGAAGCAUUAAAUAAUGGUACACUCACUGCAAUAGCUGGAUAUUUUGAUACGUUCUUUGAUCUGGAAAACAACAUUCAGUUUUCAACAGGACCCCAUGCCCCUAAGACUCACUGGCAACAAACGGUAUUUUUCUUAUCAGAAACUAUACCAAUGCAAAAGGGGGACGUACUGGAUGGAACUCUCUCUUGUACUAGGCUGACGAAGAAUGUGCGAGGACUCGCAGUGACGAUCACAAUAGGAAAAAAUAAGUACCAGUAUAUCUUGGAUUAACAAAUGCUUCAUUUCAAAGUUUUUGUAUUUUAUUGUAAUUAAAUGAAAAGAAUAUUACAACUAGUA
Molecule: messenger RNA, 1982 nt
Organism: Leptinotarsa decemlineata (Colorado potato beetle)
Lineage: Eukaryota; Metazoa; Arthropoda; Insecta; Coleoptera; Chrysomelidae
Product: arginine methyltransferase 3
Biological process (GO): peptidyl-arginine methylation, to asymmetrical-dimethyl arginine; chromatin remodeling
Cellular component (GO): nucleus
Molecular function (GO): histone methyltransferase activity; protein-arginine N-methyltransferase activity
Source: RefSeq, a predicted model, not a curated record